Molecule: messenger RNA, 2090 nt
Organism: Sinocyclocheilus grahami
Lineage: Eukaryota; Metazoa; Chordata; Actinopteri; Cypriniformes; Cyprinidae
Product: glutamate receptor 1-like
Exons: 11
Coding region: 154-2037 (627 amino acids)
Cellular component (GO): membrane
Molecular function (GO): ligand-gated monoatomic ion channel activity
Source: RefSeq, a predicted model, not a curated record
GACAGCACGCGCAAAGAGGUGCACCUGUAAUCCACGCUGCUCACUCGCUGAUGUGCGGAUAGAGUGAGAGCAUCCAGAAGAGAUAUUCUACACCACGCGCAUACCCAUGCUUGGGAUUUGGCUUUCUUUUUCUUCGCUAAUGCAAAAGGAAAUAUGCAGCGAAGCCUCACACUGCUCUGCACCAGUUUUCUGGGAUUGUGCCUCGGUUCCAGUUUCCCAAGUAAUAUCAACAUAGGAGGGUUAUUCCCAACCGAAUCACACGAAUAUGAAGUGUUUCGGUUUGCGCUCUCGCAUCACCAGGAUAUCCCUAAACUGGUACCUCAAGUGGAUAUGGUCAAAAUGGGGAAUAGCUUCUCCAUGACAUAUGCUUUCUGUUCGCAGUUCUCCAAAGGAGUGUACGCCAUCAUCGGCGUGUACGACAGGAAGACUGUCAACAUGUUGAUGUCGUUCUGCGGUGCGCUACACGUCUGCUUCGUGACGCCCAGCUUCCCCAUGGAAAACUCCAACCAGUUUGUCAUCCAGCUGAGACCCGAACUGCAGGACGCCCUGGUGGCCGUAAUCGAGCACUACAAGUGGUCUAGGUUCGUCUACAUGUACAGCUCGGACUCUGGACUGUCAGUUCUGCAGAAGGUUCUGGACACAGCAGCGGAGCAUAACUGGCUGGUGACCUCCGUGAAUGUUGAGACAAUGACAGAAGCGUCCUUCCUCAAAGUGUUCCAGGACCUGGACAAAAAGAAGGAGGGCCAGAUCAUCAUCGACUGUGAGCUGGAGAGACUCACCUCCAUCCUGAAGAAGAUCAUCGAGUUGGGGAAAAAUGUGAAGAGCUACCACUACAUACUAGCAAACCUGGGGUUUCUGGACAUCGACCUGACAGAGUUUAAGAAGAGUGAAGCGAAUGUAACAGGCUUCCAGCUGGUGAACUAUGCAGACCGUAACAUCAGUAGAAUAGUGCAGCAGUGGAUGGACUUUGACAAUAAAGACGCCAAAGUUCCCAAGCGAGGACUGAAGUACACUGGAGCUCUCACAUAUGAUGGAGUCAAAGUUAUGUCCACAGCCUUCCAGAACCUCCGUAGGCAGAGGAUAGAUAUAUCUCGCCGUGGAAAUGCUGGAGAAUGUCUGGCCAACCCACCAGCACCUUGGGGACAAGGCAUCGAUAUUCAGAGAGCACUUCAGCAGGUUCGGAUUGAAGGCCUAACGGGACACAUUCAGUUUAACGAAAAAGGACGAAGGACAAACUACACUGUCAGUGUGAUGGAGCUCAGGCCGACAGGACCAAAAAAAGUGGGUUACUGGAAUGAGGAUGAGAAAUUUGUGAGCACGGCGGCCUACAUGCCAGGCAGUAAUGACACUUACGGACUUCAGAAUCGCACAUAUAUUGUUACCACUAUUCUGGAAUCACCGUAUGUCAUGCUGAAAAAGAACCACGAGCAGUUUACUGGAAAUGAUAAGUAUGAAGGUUACUGUGUGGAACUGGCAGCUGAGAUAGCCAAACACGUGGGAUACCACUACAUACUCAAGAUAGUGGCUGAUGGGAAAUAUGGAGCCAGAGAUCCUGAGACCAUGAUGUGGAAUGGGAUGGUGGGAGAGCUCGUCUAUGGUAAAGCUGACGUAGCUGUAGCCCCACUAACCAUCACCCUGGUCAGGGAGGAAGUCAUUGAUUUCUCCAAGCCCUUCAUGAGCCUCGGCAUCUCCAUCAUGAUCAAAAAGCCCACCAAGUCCAAGCCUGGUGUGUUCUCCUUCCUGGACCCUUUGGCCUAUGAGAUCUGGAUGUGUAUUGUGUUCGCCUACAUCGGCGUGAGCGUGGUGCUUUUCCUAGUCAGCCGCUUCAGUCCCUACGAGUGGCACGCAGAGGACUGCGAGGAAGGAGCAGAGCAGAACCCUAACCAACCCUCCUCGUCAUCCGCUCAACCGGGACAGGGCCAGCAGAACCAGAACCAGCAGAGUCAGGAGCAGACCAACGAGUUUGGUAUCUUCAACAGUCUCUGGUUCUCAUUGGGUGCUUUCAUGCAGCAAGGCUGUGAUAUUUCCCCCAGGUAAGAUGCCAGUUUGUUUUUGUUCAGUGUUUUUGCAACUAGUUUUGCUUCAGGGUU